Molecule: messenger RNA, 1296 nt
Organism: Paracoccidioides brasiliensis Pb18
Exons: 5
Coding region: 1-1296 (431 amino acids)
Biological process (GO): protein geranylgeranylation
Cellular component (GO): CAAX-protein geranylgeranyltransferase complex
Molecular function (GO): CAAX-protein geranylgeranyltransferase activity
Source: RefSeq, a predicted model, not a curated record
AUGACAAACCCCGCUGAAUCCGCUGUGCUACGGAAGGAUCGCCAAGUCAAAUACUUUAUUCGCUGCCUCAAAACUUUUCUCCCACAUCAGUAUACCUCCAAUGACUCAAGUCGAAUGACCUUGGCUUUUUUCACGAUUGCUGGGCUUGAUCUCCUUGGCUCCUUGGAUGACAACCUCCAGCCAUCAGAGCGCAAAGGCUAUAUCGAUUGGAUCUACCAUUGCCAGGUUCCGUCUGGUGGCUUUCGGGGAUUUCCAGGGACGAUAUUUGGAGAUUCGAAGAGGAACCCUUCCAAUGAAUGCUGGGACCCAGCAAAUGUGCCUGCCACGUUCUUUGCGCUCAUGACUCUAAUUUUAUUGGGUGAUGACCUGCGUCGUGUCAAACGGAGAGAAUGUCUACAGUGGCUAUGCAGUAUGCAGCGCGAAGACGGGAGUUUUGGAGAAGUAUUAGCAACCGAAGGAAAAUUUGAAGGAAGCAGUGAUUUGAGAUUUUGCUGCUGUGCAGCUGGUAUACGCUAUAUACUACGGGGACAAGAUGCGGAUUAUCUUAGAGAUAUUGAAGAUAUCGAUGUAAACAGUCUGAUCUCUCAUAUUGAGGCCUGUCAGUCAUUUGAUGGGGGGUUUUCAGUGUCACCGUUGAACGAAUCGCAUGCUGGCUUAACGUACUGUGCCCUUGCGUCGCUGUCAUUUCUCGGAUGCACACCUCCUUCUGCCCCCCAUGCAGUCCCCGUUGUUGUCCCCGGAACGGCAAACUUCGAGAAUUUAAUUCGCUGGCUGGCCUGGCGACAGACAACGGAAUUCGAAGAGACUGACGAAAGCGAUAAUGAAGAUGAGAGGGGGAGAGAGCGAGAGAGACUCAACUUCGACGAGUUGAAAGAAUCCGAUUGUCGAUCGAUUGAUGAGAAAAUAUCCUCCCUACCUGUUCUAUCCACGGCGGCGGAGCGGCCAGAGGAAGAUCUCCUCUGGGCUGGAUUUAAUGGUAGAUCAAACAAACUUGUCGAUACAUGUUACUCCUUCUGGGUAACAGGUACACUAAGUAUAUUGGAUCGUCUCAACGUAGUAAAUGUAGACACAAACCGUCGCUAUCUGCUUGAGAAAACGCAGCACCUAAUAGGUGGCUUUGCAAAAUGUGCCGGUGACCCACCAGAUCUCCUCCACUCAUACCUUGGGUUGGCGAGUUUUGGCCUCUUUGGUGAAGCCGGCAUUGCCACUGUUGAUCCAACGUUCUGUACUAGCAAACGAGCGCGCCACCAUCUGGAGUCUCUGCCCUGGUGGACAGGUUCUAAACCACAAUCAUAG